This is a messenger RNA of Passer domesticus (house sparrow), 2817 nucleotides long. RefSeq names its product solute carrier family 49 member 4 (gene SLC49A4). Lineage: Eukaryota; Metazoa; Chordata; Aves; Passeriformes; Passeridae. The record is from RefSeq and is a predicted model, not a curated record. The transcript is spliced from 9 exons. The coding region runs from base 5 to 1429 and encodes 474 amino acids. Gene Ontology annotation, cellular component: membrane; intracellular membrane-bounded organelle.
GCAGAUGGGCUUGGGCUGGAGCAGCGCGGAGGAGCGGCGGCCCCUCCUGCCGCCGCCGCCGCAGCAGCCGCGGCCGCAGCCGCGGGGGCCGGCGGGGGUCCCGGCGGGGCGGCUGCCGCCGCUGUCGGGCCGCGUGUACGGGCGGCGGUGGCUGGUGCUGCUGCUGUUCUCGCUGCUGGGCUUCGCGCAGGGCCUGGUGUGGAACACCUGGGGCCCUAUCCAGAACUCGGCCCGCCUGGCCUUCGGCUUCAGCGGCUGGGACAUCGCCCUGCUCGUCUUCUGGGGGCCCAUCGGCUUCGCGCCCUGCUUCUUCUUCAUGUGGCUCAUGGACAAGAAGGGUCUGAGGGUAACAGUGUUACUAACAUCAUCCCUCAUGGUACUGGGAGCUGGCCUGAGAUGUGUUCCAGUUUCAGACCUAGAAAUUAGGAAGAAGCUGAUCCACGGCGGGCAGCUGCUGAACGGGCUGGCGGGGCCCACGGUGAUGAACGCGGCUCCCUUCCUCUCCACCACCUGGUUCUCCCCGGACGAGCGCGCCACGGCCACGGCCAUCGCCUCGCUGCUCAACUACCUGGGCUCGGCCGCCGCCUUCCUGGUGGGGCCGCUGGCGGUGCCGCCGCCCAACGGCACGGCGCGCCCGGCCGCGCCCGGCGGCGCGCCGCGCAUCAAGGACCGCAUCGAGGCCGUGCUCUAUGCAGAAUUUGGAAUGGUUUCCCUGAUAUUUUCCGCAGCGUUGGCCUACUUCCCCUCGCGCCCUCCAUUCCCCCCCAGCGUGGCUGCAGCGAGCCAGCGGCUCAGCUACAGGAGAAGUUUUUGCAGACUCUUAAGCAAUUUCCGAUUCUUGAUGAUUGCUUUGGCCUAUGCGAUACCACUGGGUGUUUUCUCUGGCUGGUCUGGUGUACUGGAUUUGAUAUUAACACCCAUUCAUGUAAGCCAGGUGGAUGCAGGCUGGAUUGGAUUUUGGUCUAUAGUUGGAGGUUGUGUUGUUGGCAUAGCAAUGGCAAGAUUUGCAGAUUUUAUCAGGGGCAUGCUGAAGUUCAUACUGCUGCUGCUUUUAUCUGGAGCAACAUUAGCAUCAACCUGGUUCACUCUCACCUGUCUAACUACUGUCACUCAUCUGCCUUUAACCACAGCUACACUGUACACAUCCUGCAUUUUGCUGGGCAUAUUCCUCAACAGCAGUGUACCAAUAUUCUUUGAGCUCUUUGUGGAGACAGUCUACCCUGUUCCAGAAGGAAUAAGCUGUGGAGUUGUCACCUUUUUGAGUAAUGUGUUCAUGGGAGUGCUUUUGUUUUUCCUCACAUUUUACCAUACAGAGUUUUCCUGGUUCAACUGGUGCCUGCCAGGGUCGUGUCUGCUCAGCCUGCUCCUCAUCCUGUGCUUCCGCGAGUCCUACGACAGACUCUAUCUCGACGUCGUCGUCUCCGUGUGAUCACCCCGCACUGGUGAGGGCUUGGAAGAGACUGGAAGUCGGCUUUGCAGUCUGCACAUCCGCCUGGAUUUGCACAGCUGAACAGCAGAAAAACAAAGAAAUUUCAAGACUUAAUCGUGGCUUUAUUUAGAGAGGGUGAGGGAUGGGUCGUUCUUACGUUCAAGCCCAUCUUGAUUUGCCAUAAACGUGGAACUGGAGUGGUGAUGGUGACACCAAAAUGCACAAAGAGAAUCUCUCUGCUGUCCAGGUCCCUGUGCAGGGCUGGGGCUCUCUGUUGAAGAGGCUGUUGAUGUAGCAGUGAGGUGUAUGUUGUGUGUGUGCUGUGUGCUGACUCACGGUUAUACACACCAGGGUACCAGUAACCUUCAGUCUUCUAUCAGAAUGAAAAUAGGGAAUAAUCUUAACAAAAGGAAAAAAAAUAAGAAAACAAAAAUCUUUUCAAGAUCUCUUUAAAAUCACUAGUCAUUUAUAUAUUGAAUGUUCAUUAAACAUUUAAGCUAAAAUGAUUUGGUGCUUGUACACUACAUUUACAUUCUAAUAAAGUGGGUUCUGAUAUAAGACGCUGGUACCAGGGUUUUUAGCCAUACUAAAUAUCCCAAAUAAUCCUUGCAGUGUUAUUAGAGGUGUUUGUUACCACCCUGGAGCACAAUAGCUUUAGCUGCCACUGAAUCCCAACCUGCACCCACAGUCAUCUCUGAAAGGCCACCAUGGUUCCAUAUCUCCUGAAUAUGGAGCAUCUGUGGUGUACUGGAGUGUCACUCUAGGUAAAUGUUGCUGUUCUAAAGGCCACCACUGUGUCACCUUUCCAUCCUCCAUCUCCAGUACUGCCUUUUUUACUGUUUGUGCCACUGAAUACUGUGGGUGUGGAUGUCUAAAUCCUGCUAGUUCUCUCCUGAUACUCUAAGGUGUGUGUGGUUUUUAGGAUUAGUUUAUGACUGAGGGUGCCUAAACAAUAUUAUUUGUAACCCAAGUCUGGAGAAAUCACUGUUUCCUAAAAAAACCUUUCUAGUUGAGGAGGUGCAUUGCUGGCGAAGUGACAAUGAGUUUGACAAUGAGUAACUCACGAGUUCUGGCAUAAUAUGGGAAAUUAAUGCCAGCUCUUUUUAUCAGUACUAAUCUGUGGUCGUUCUGGCCCUUACUUGAACAUAAAUAUUAAAGACACUUUGAAUAGUUUUUUAACUCAAUUUUUAAACCUGCUAAUGAUUUCUUAAUUAUAUUCUUAGAUUUCAGUUCAGCAUCAUUUAAAAUAUUUCUCUGUGUGUGUGUGUGUGUGUGUUCUGUGCUUUGUGUUACGGGGGUGUGUUUGUGUGUAUGGGGGCGUGCAUAUUUAUAUCAAUGUAUACACAAAUAAAACUUAUAUAUAUAAGAGAUACCUAUAUAUAUAUAUA